Molecule: messenger RNA, 3446 nt
Organism: Felis catus (domestic cat)
Lineage: Eukaryota; Metazoa; Chordata; Mammalia; Carnivora; Felidae
Gene: ITGA2B
Product: integrin subunit alpha 2b
Exons: 30
Coding region: 130-3243 (1037 amino acids)
Biological process (GO): cell adhesion mediated by integrin; angiogenesis; cell-cell adhesion
Cellular component (GO): external side of plasma membrane; integrin complex
Molecular function (GO): integrin binding
Source: RefSeq, a predicted model, not a curated record
GCCCUUUCCUCUGCCCACUGCUCAGCAAGUGAGUUCCAGUUUGAUAAGAAAAGCUUUCGGGUGGUAGAGACUGAAAGGAAGAGGAAGAAGCUAGCCCAUUCCUGCCUAGGAGGUGGUGGGAGAAGGAAGAUGGCCAGAGCUGUGUGUCCACUUCAUGCCCUCUGGCUUCUGGAGUGGGUGCAGCUGCUCUUGGGACCCGAUGCUGUCCCUCCAGCCUGGGCCUUGAACCUGGACCCAGUGCAGCUCACCUUCUACACAGGCCCCAAUGGCAGCCACUUUGGGUUUUCACUGGACUUCUACAAGGACAGCCGUGGGAGCGUGGCCAUCGUGGUGGGCGCCCCGAGGACCCGGGGCCGCAGCCAGGAGGAGACGGGCGGCGUGUUCCUGUGCCCCUGGAGGACCGAGGGCGGCCAGUGCACCUCGCUGCCCUUCGACCUCAAUGAUGAGACCCGACACGUAGGCUUCCAAACCUUCCAAACUUUCAAGGCCGGGCAAGGACUGGGGGCGUCGGUCGUCAGCUGGAACAACAACAUUGUGGCCUGCGCCCCCUGGCAGCACUGGAACGCCCUAGAAAAGACAGAGGAGGCUGAGAAGACGCCCGUAGGUGGCUGCUUCGUGGCUCAGCUCCAAACCGGCUACCGUGCGGAGUACUCGCCCUGUCGGGCUAACAUCAUGAGCCAGGGUUACGUGACAAAUCCCUUUACCGAAGACAAGCGCUACUGCGAAGCGGGCUUCAGCUCCGCGGUCACUCAGGCUGGAGAGCUGGUGCUUGGGGCCCCUGGCGGCUAUUUUUUCUUAGGUCUCCUGGCGCGAGCUCCUAUUGCCGAUAUCGUCUCGAAUUACCGCCCAGGCACCCUCUUGUGGAACGUGCCCGCCCAGCGCUUCUCCGCAGACUACAACAACCCAGUGUACUUCGACGGCUACCGGGGGUACUCGGUGGCCGUGGGCGAGUUCGACGGGGAUAUCAACACUACAGAGUAUGUCUUAGGCGCCCCCACCUGGAGCUGGACCCUGGGAGCGGUGGAAAUUUUGAACUCGUACCACCAGACGCUGCACCGGCUGCACGGAGAGCAGAUGGCUUCGUAUUUCGGGCACUCGGUGGCCGUCACUGAUGUCAACGGGGACGGGAGGCACGACCUGCUGGUGGGCGCGCCACUGUACAUGGAGAGCCGCGCUGACCGCAAACUGGCCGAGGUGGGGCGUGUGUACUUGUUCCUGCAGCCUCGCGGUCACCACCCACUGGGCGCCCCCAGCGUUCUGCUGACGGGCACACAGCUCUACGGGAGAUUCGGCUCCGCCAUCGCGCCUCUGGGCGACCUCGACCGGGAUGGCUACAACGAUGUUGCAGUGGCCGCCCCCUAUGGGGGUCCCAGUGGUCGGGGCCAAGUGCUGGUGUUCCUGGGUCAGAGUGAGGGGCUUAGCUCACGCCCCUCCCAGAUCCUGGACAGCCCCUUCCCCACAGGCUCUGGCUUCGGCUUCUCCCUGCGAGGUGGCACAGACAUCGAUGACAACGGAUACCCAGACCUACUGGUAGGAGCUUAUGGGGCUAACCAGGUGGCUGUGUACAGAGCUCGGCCAGUGGUGAUGGCCAAUGUGCAGCUGCUGGUGCAAGAUUCACUGAAUCCUGCUGUGAAGAACUGUGUCCUGCCCCAGACCCAGACACCAGUGAGCUGCUUUAACAUCCAGAUGUGUGUAGGAGUCACUGGGCACAGCAUUCCUCGGAAGCUGCCCCUACACGCUGAGCUGCAGCUGGACCGGCAGAAGCCUCGCCAGGGCCGGCGGGUGCUACUGCUGAAUUCUCAACAGGCGGGCACCACCCUGCAUCUGGACCUGGGCGGGAGGCACAGCCCCAUCUGCCACUCCACCAUGGCCUUCCUCCGGGAUGAGGCUGACUUCCGGGACAAGCUGAGCCCCAUCGUGCUCAGCUUCAAUGUGUCCCUGCAGCCCGAGAAGGACGGAAUACCCCCCGAGCUCGUGCUUCACGGGGACACCCAUGUCCAGCAGCAGACCCGCAUCAUCCUGGACUGCGGAGAGGAUGAUCUGUGUGUGCCCCAGCUCCAGCUCACCGCCAACGUGAUGGGCGCCCCACUCCUCAUUGGAGCCGACAAUGUGCUGAAGCUACAGAUGGAUGCAGUCAAUGAGGGAGAGGGGGCCUACGAGGCCGAGCUGGUUGUGCGCCUGCCCCCAGGUGCCCACUACAUGAGGGCCAUCGGCAACAUUGAGGGCUUUGAGAGACUCAUCUGUAACCAGAAGAAAGAGAAUGAGACCAAGGUGGUGCUGUGUGAGCUGGGCAACCCGAUGAAGAGAAAUGCCAGGAUAGGAAUCACGAUGUUGGUGAGCGUGGGGGACCUGGAAGAGGCUGGGGAGCGUGUGUCCUUCUGGCUGCAGAUCAGAAGCAAGAAUAGCCAGAAUCCAAACAGCGAGGCUGUGGUGCUGGAUGUACCAGUCCGGGCAGAGGCCCACAUGGAACUGCGAGGGAACUCCUUUCCAGCCUCCUUGCUGAUGGUGGCGGGAGAAGGCAACGGGGAGAACAGCUCGGACAGCUGGGGCCCCAAAGUUGAGCACACCUAUGAGCUCCAUAACAAUGGCCCCAGCACUGUAAGUGGCCUCCACCUCAGCCUUAGCUUUCCCAGCCAGUCUCAGCCCUCUGACCUGCUCUACAUCUUGGAUAUACAGCCUCAGGGGGGGCUUCAAUGCUCCCCACAGCCGGCUCCUAACCCCCUCAAGCUGAACUGGGGGCUGCCUACCCCCAGCCCUUCCCCCAUUUACACGGGGCAUCACAAGCGGGACCGCAGACAGGCCCUCCUGCCAGGGUCCAACCAGCCCUCCAAGCUUCAGGAUCCAGUUCACCUGAGCUGCGACUCAGUGCCCUGUACAGUGGUGCAGUGUGAGCUACAGGAGAUGGCACGAGGGCAGCGGGCCAUGGUCACGGUGCUGGCCUUCCUGUGGCUGCCCAGCCUCCAGCAGAGGCCACUGGAUCAGUUCGUGCUAAAGUCAAAAGCUUGGUUCAACGUCUCCUCCCUUCCUUACUCUGUGCCCGCCCUCAGCCUGCCCAGUGGAGAAGCUGUGGUCGAGACGCAGCUGCUUCGUGUCUUGGAAGAGAGAGACAUCCCAAUCUGGUGGGUGCUGUUAGGCGUAUUGGGCGGCCUGCUGUUGCUCACGGUCCUGGUCCUGGCCAUGUGGAAGGUUGGCUUCUUCAAGCGUGUUCGGCCACCACUAGAAGAAGAUGAAGAGGAGGAGUGAAGGGGCAGCGUCGCUGUGUCCUGGGAGUGUCCUGGGAGGAAGGCGGCAGGCGUGCCCGCCCCUCCCCUUCUUCAGGGUGCACCCCCAGCUCUAGUCACCCAUGGGUUGGAGCUGUCUCCUAGAGACCCGACAUUCUGCCCUCCAGUGAGAGCUGGCCACUCCCUUCCCUGCUGGCAAAUAAAGAGGCUGAGCCCCAACCCCCA